Molecule: messenger RNA, 1185 nt
Organism: Budorcas taxicolor (takin)
Lineage: Eukaryota; Metazoa; Chordata; Mammalia; Artiodactyla; Bovidae
Gene: TMEM68
Product: transmembrane protein 68
Exons: 7
Coding region: 181-1185 (334 amino acids)
Cellular component (GO): membrane
Molecular function (GO): acyltransferase activity
Source: RefSeq, a predicted model, not a curated record
CGGGGAGAACGGCUGCUCGAGUGUCUCCGCUUCCCCGGGUGAGCCACUGAGGAGCUCCCGCCGCUGCUCCAGGGUGAGGGCGAGCAGAGCUGCCUCUGCUUUUCGCUCUAGUGGCUAAGUUGAAGACCUGCCAUGACGAUGAAGAAAGAGACUGCAUUUGCUGUUUCCACCUAAAGAAAAAUGACCAACAAGAACCAAAGUUGUGGUGUGGGACAGGACUCCAUGCCCUCCAUGACUUGUCUCAUCCACGUACUUGAAGCGUGGCUUGGUGUGGAGCAUUUGGAGGACUACUGGAAUUUUGCAAACUACCUCUUGUGGGUUUUCACACCACUCCUCCUUUUAAUACUCCCUUACUUCACCAUCUUUCUGCUCUACCUUACUAUCAUUUUCUUACACAUUUAUAAGAGGAAGAAUGUGCUAAAAGAAGCCUACUCCCAUAAUCUGUGGGAUGGCGCGAGGAAGACGGUGGCGACCCUGUGGGACGGACAUGCGGCUGUCUGGCAUGGUUAUGAAGUUCAUGGGAUGGAAAAAAUACCAGAAGAAGGACCAGCACUGAUCAUUUUUUAUCACGGAGCUAUUCCCAUAGACUUUUACUACUUCAUGGCUAAAAUUUUUAUCCAUAAAGGCAGAACUUGCCGAGUAGUAGCGGAUCACUUUGUCUUUAAAAUUCCAGGGUUUAGCUUAUUACUUGAUGUAUUUUGUGCUAUUCAUGGACCAAGAGAAAAAUGUGUUGAAAUCCUGCAGAGUGGUCACUUGCUAGCUAUCUCACCAGGUGGCGUUCGGGAAGCACUGAUGAGUGAUGAGACCUACAACAUUGUGUGGGGUAAUCGGAAAGGCUUCGCUCAGGUUGCAAUCGAUGCAAAAGUGCCCAUUAUUCCUAUGUUUACACAAAAUAUUCGAGAAGGAUUUAGAUCACUUGGAGGAACAAGGCUGUUUAGGUGGCUUUAUGAAAAAUUCCGUUAUCCAUUUGCCCCCAUGUACGGAGGUUUUCCUGUGAAGUUGCGCACCUACUUAGGUGAUCCCAUUCCAUACGACCCAAAGAUCACAGCAGAAGAACUAGCUGAAAAGACAAAGGAUGCUGUUCAAGCUCUGAUUGAUAAGCACCAAAGAAUACCUGGAAACAUAAUGAGUGCUUUGCUAGAACGUUUUCGUAACAAACAAAAGAUCAACCAGAAGACUCUUUAA